CGGGGGCAGCAGUGCCAAGGCAGCAGCUGCUGCUGCUGCUGCCGCCCCGGUUCGUCCCCGGGUGGACAAGGCGGUGAUUGCGGUGCCGGCCUACUUCAAUGACCAGCAGCGGGAGGCGACGGUGGCAGCAGGCAAGCUAGCCGGCCUCAGCACCGUACGGCUGCUCCGGGAGCCGGUGGCGGCCGCCCUGUCGUACGGACUGGAUCUCCGUACGGACGCCACCGUACUUGUGUUUGACCUGGGGGGAGGCACGUACGACGUGAGCUUGCUGGAGGUGGGGGGCGGCACGGUGGAGGUGCUGGCGACGGGCGGUGAUGCGCAUCUGGGCGGUGACGACUGGGACGCCGUCAUCGCGGACUGGCUGGCGGAGCACUACCUGCGACCCGCGGGUCACGACCCCGGCUCCGACCCCCGCCUGCGGGCCAACCUGCGGGCGCUGGCGCAGGCGGCCAAACACGCGCUGAGCGAGAGCGAGGAGGUGGCGCUGCGCAUGCCGGUGGGUGGUCCCGGCGGCUCCCCCCUGACCGCCCGCCUCACCCGCGCCCAGCUGGACCUGCUGAGUGAGGGCCUGUGGCGCCGCUGCCGACUGCCGCUGGACCAGGCCUGCUGGCGUGCGGGUGUGGACCUUGACGUGGUGGUGGGCGGGCACGCGGCGCUGCAGCAGCAGCUGAGGAGCAGGGGGGUGCCCGGCUGGAAGGUGGAGGCGAUGCAGCCCCAGAUCCGCCCCCUCCGCCGCCCGCCCCUCAGCGCGGUGCUGCUGGUGGGCGGCGCCACGCGGCUGCCCUCCCUGGACACCUUCCUCGCCAACAUGACGGGCAUCGCACCGAGCAGGGGGCGGGUGGACCCGGAUGAGGCGGUGGCGCUGGGGGCGGCGGUGCAGGCUGGCAUACUGCAGGGCGAGAUCUCCGACCUGAUGGUGAUGGAGCAGUGGCAGGCCUCGCUGAUGCGUGCGCUAGCCAAGUUGCAGCUGCAGGCCGACCCACGGGUCAGGCAGGCGGUGCGGCGCAAGUAUGAUCUGGAGGAGGGGGAGG
Molecule: messenger RNA, 1031 nt
Organism: Astrephomene gubernaculifera
Lineage: Eukaryota; Viridiplantae; Chlorophyta; Chlorophyceae; Chlamydomonadales; Astrephomenaceae
Source: the annotation of a GenBank genome assembly